AUGUAGAGUAAUCACUGUGCUUCAAAUACUGAAAUUUUGAUAGUAUUCAAUGAAAUAUAAACAAAGAUAGUGCAUGUUGUAAUAGGUGGCAUACAUAAAGUUGCAGGCACUUUGUUUACCGAUAAAGGGCACUUCAGAUUACGGAGACUUUCAACAAAGCGGGCACUCUAAAAACUGAGUUUUAUCUUCUACCUUAAAUGCAUUUAUUUAUAUUAUGGCUAUUCAUACGUAACAUUUUGAAAAUAUAUUUUUCAAAAAUCACAUUACUGUUAAUUUAUACUAUGUUUAUUAUAAUUGCAAUUUUCAAAUGAGAUAAUAUUUAGUAUUAAAUAAAUGUGUACAUAACACACACAAACAAACACACACACACAUACAUGUUUAUAUAUACAUAUAUAUAAGCCUCGCUCUGUAAAAAGGGGGUUCAAUGCAUGGGCGUAAAGUAUCGUUCCAGCUUAGCCUGUGCAAUACACACAGGCUUAUCAGGGACGACACUUUGCGCCGUUAUUGUACUUUUCUUUUAGAGGCAGACUCUUCUUGACGAAAAUCCAGUUUAGGAGGAAAGUGUCGUCGCUGAUUAUAUUAAAAACAAAGACGGAUAUGCAUAACUUUUUACACCACUGUCGUGUGAUUAAAUCGACCACGCCCGUUCUUUUAUUGCUAUUUUCGUUUACUGGCAUUGAGCCAAAAAGUUCCAAUAGAAUUUCGGACCUGCAUCGCUGCUGAUAUUAAUCUCUGAGAGGCAGUUUAAGCAGAGUGAUUAUUCAUGACAUGCUAUAUAAUAUAUAAGUAAAUAGCCUUAGUACCUUCAUUUGGACAUAAAGAUAAAUGCUUUAGAUCAGCCGUUUAGAACGUAAUUUAAAAUAUAUGGUCAUAUAGAUUUUACUCAUUAGACAUAUCCAAUUUGUUUAACAUUUAUCUUUCACAUUUAUACCAAAUCAUAAUCAUAUUUCAAAGGGAUAAGAACAUGCUUCGGUAAUUCGUUUUUUAUUUGCGUACUAAGUACAUACAUUUUUAUUUAUUGCCUGCUUACUUUAACAGUAUUCCACAGCGAAUUCUGCAUUUUUGAUUCACAAAAAACGAGUGUGUUAUAUCUGGAAAAAAGUGUCUAGAUGUCGGGAAACAAAGUGCCCUUGUUUUUUAGAUGAUCGGUAAACGAAGUGCAGAUGAAAAAUGUGCAUGCGACUCUUAAAACAUUUGAAUUUUCUCAAAUACAUUAGUAAACUAAAAUGUAACAUGUUGUAACAUUACUGGAUAUAUUGAUCUUUUAUUUCGAAUAGUUAGCACGUUCUUGAUUUAUUUCCAAGUAUGUUUAUUUUGUUAAAAUAUGUACUGAUCAUUCAAUUCAUGCUGAUUAUCGAUGGAAUUUUAUCGUUUUUUUUUAAUAAUUCACCGUUUUUCCGCAAAUUUCUUUCUUCGCAAUACGAAGUGCUACACCAUUAAUCACCCAAACAAUGUUCUGUGUCUAAAAACCAAAUAAACAGAACAUAAAUACAAAAAAGCUGAAGAACACACCUCUCGCGCGUGGCUUUUGUUGUUCUCUGUUAAUGAAGUGCCAUCCGUCAACGAAGUAUUCGCAUACCCGGCGUGAAACAGCAGUGAAUGUGUGCGUGGAUUAUGUUGGAAUUUAAUGCCUCAUGUCUACGGCAUUCAUUCAACAUAUACUCAGCCGUAGUGUUUGCGGCCGCAUGCCUCGCACAGCUUGCAACGACAACCUCUCUGCACGACAUCAUCAGACAGCCAAAGUACUGGAACACCCUGCACAAGCGCCAGCACGCCGAGGCAACACACGAACAGAUGUGUUUCACAAUUCCUCAUCUGCAAGCACUGAAAGACCAGUUUGCUACCUACAUUGACACGAACCGCGACGAAAGGGCAAGCAAGGUGGAGAUAUUAGACUACCUUAGGAAGUACAACCCAAAUGUCACGCCUGAUCAGGUGAAGGAAUUCAUAGCAAGACGAGACCAAGACGGCGACGGAUCCGUUGACUUUAUUCCUGACUACCUCAUGGAGGUCAGUUCUCCGGACUUUGACGUGAAAAGCGCCAAGGAAUGGUUCAAUCUCGAGGACACCAAUGGCGACGGGUUUGUGUCACGCGAAGAACUCGUUGACAUAGCAACGAAGGUUGGGAUGCCGAAAAAAGAGGCGGAGAGAACGGUGUCCGGCUAUUACAUGUCAGCAGAUAGGAAUGGCGACGACAAAUUGUCUUGGGAAGAGUACCAGCCUUUGUUCCUGGCUAAGUAAUCACUAUUCUACAGAAAAAGAUGAAUCAAUCAAGAAACAUUACUAGGGCAAACAAACUGUUCAUUUGAUUCAUUUUUCGUGUUUUUUUCUCAAAUGGAAUACUAUCUGUCAUACAAUGAACUGUUAUUAGCAUGUUGUUAUAUAAGCAUUUUUUUUGGGUAAAAUU
This is a messenger RNA of Dreissena polymorpha, 2407 nucleotides long. Its product is annotated as calmodulin-like. Gene Ontology annotation, molecular function: calcium ion binding. The record is from RefSeq and is a predicted model, not a curated record. The transcript is spliced from 6 exons. Bases 1600 to 2241 code for a protein of 213 amino acids. Lineage: Eukaryota; Metazoa; Mollusca; Bivalvia; Myida; Dreissenidae.